Messenger RNA from Drosophila obscura, 1448 nucleotides. Its product is annotated as BAG family molecular chaperone regulator 2. The coding region runs from base 484 to 1245 and encodes 253 amino acids. The record is from RefSeq and is a predicted model, not a curated record. Lineage: Eukaryota; Metazoa; Arthropoda; Insecta; Diptera; Drosophilidae. Gene Ontology annotation, biological process: protein stabilization. The transcript has 5 exons. Gene Ontology annotation, molecular function: adenyl-nucleotide exchange factor activity; protein-folding chaperone binding.
AAGUUAACAUCCAGAAGAGUCGACUGAAGGUGUGGGGGGUCACCUUGUUCUUGCUAAUCAUGUAAGAAAAUCGAAUCAGUUUUAAGUUAAAACGAAAAAUUAUUUUUGUAAAACGUGAAAUUAAAACACUGCUCGCUUCAAAUCGUUACCAAGUCGCAGGUAAUCAAUCUAUUCAAAUAUCAUACGAACAGCGGAAUCGAGUCCCUGGAACGAGGCGACCUAGGUGAUUAUUGCCCAAAUUGGUGCUGAUUUGUACACACCUUGCGUGUGUGUGUAUAAACAAAAUAUAAAAAAUAAGCAAAAGCAUCAAACACUUCUCCGACACCUACUCAAAAAGCUUAAGACAUUCCAAAAGUAGCCAGCAAUCGGCCAAAACCGAAGCCACAGUAGGCAGCAAGCAGCAGGGAGACCCAGAGCGAUUAACACUUGUUUGGAAAACGCAAGCGCUGGCAGUUUAAACUCACUCUGGAUCAGCCGCAGGAGAUGGAAAUUGAUGCGCAAUCAGCGCAGCGUCCUAACGAGAAUCAUCGUCAUCAAAAAAACUCAUCCAGCGUCACCCACUCGGAGUCAUCAAUGAAUUUCGACUAUUUGCACGGCCUUCGUUCAGGCGCUGUGCCUUCCACAUCCACAGCAGUCUCCAGCGCCAGUGACAAUGGCAGCAACAACUCAUAUGGACUAGUCGACGACAGUAGAGCGCUGGACAGAUCAAUAAAUGCCAAUGAGAGAUUUGUUAACAUAUUGGAUCAGAUUGAUGCACGUGUAGAGAAGCUUCGCAAGGAUGCUCUCAAUUUGCAAGAGAUGAAAGACUACCUUUUAAUGUCUAUGGAUCUGAUUAAAAGCAACGAAAUGCUUCAGAAGAUGAGAGAGUCCGAGCGCGAGGAGAUCAUGUUGUACAUACAGCGAGUUAGUUCACGCCUAGGAACUGUUGAAUUAAAUGUGCGCACAGUGCGUGACACCUCCCAGGAGGAUUCGCUUAGUCAAAUAAAUUCUUUGAUCGACACUAUGAUAAAAGUGGGAGAUCCUGUGAUCGCCCGCCAACGUUGCCAGCUGUACUUGAACGCCUGCUGCAGUAGUGCCAUGGAUCCGUCUGGCUAUCAGGACACACUGGCAGAGGCUGAUGUCGGACCGAUCGACAAGAAAUUUGAGAGCGCUCUGCUUGGUUGUACUUUGGACGAUCAGAAGAACAUCAAGAAGCGAUUGCAGGCCUUAAUGGGUUACUUAAACAAGCAAACUGUUAGCCAUUAAUUUGAUUGUUUUUGAUCCAUUUAAAGUAUAUAGCAUUAUUAUCGAACCAAAACGAAUCACAUCACCAAAUAAAAACAAGUAAACAACAUGCAAGGAAUGUAAAGAAUUCGGAAUCUUUUGGGAACAUUCGAAGUUCGAACCAGCGUUGGCUUAAGACUUUGAACAGUAUUGAUUAAGCGUCGGCAAAGUUUUUACAGUUUUGU